Micromonas pusilla CCMP1545 is the source of this 4902-nucleotide messenger RNA. RefSeq lists its product as uncharacterized. The record is from RefSeq and is a predicted model, not a curated record. Gene Ontology annotation, biological process: lipid metabolic process. NCBI's taxonomy places the organism in Eukaryota, Viridiplantae, Chlorophyta, Mamiellophyceae, Mamiellales, Mamiellaceae. The coding region runs from base 1 to 4902 and encodes 1633 amino acids. The transcript has 3 exons.
AUGCCGAGCCUCUCGAGACGCGCUUCUAAGCGCGCGCUCGGGUACGGCGCGUCCGCGGCGGUCGCCGCGUACGCGCUGCGCGCGGCGUAUCUCGCCGCGGCGCGCGCGAAGGAGGCGCGCGUCGCGGUCGAUUUCGGCGUCGGAAACGCGCGCGACGAUUCCGAGGAGGUCGAGCCCGGCGACGACGACGCCGCGCGAGAGCGGACGACGUCGCGCGCGCGGCGCGCGGCGGCGCGCGGCGGCGGCGACGACGACCGCGGCGGCGUCGAGGAGGAGCUCGUCGCGCUCGAGCGCACCAUGGACGCGCUCGCGGGAGGCGAGGACGCAAUGGGGCGGGCCAAAACCGGGGCGGGAGACGACGCGACGACGACUCGAAGCGGCGGCGGGAGAGGAGGAGGAGAGUCGGACGAGUGGACGACGACGCCGCCGACGCCGACGACGACGACGACGGGCAGCGGCGACGCCGCCGGCGUCUCGCCGUCGCGAUCCCUCGGUACUGUGGGACGGUCGCCGACGCCGGGCCCGCGCGACGAGACGACGCCGGAAUUUUUCGCGAGCACGAAAUUCUUCGCCUGCCUGGAGCUCGAGGAAUCGCGCGAGCUGUUCGACGCCGCGGAGGAGUUCACCGUGCCGCCGAACACUGUCGUCUUCCGCCAGGACGACGACAGCAGCAGCGGCAUCUACAUCGUCGUGAAGGGCUCCCUCGGGGUGUACCUGCAGGAGAGGACGACGAAACACCCGGUGGGCGCCGGGGAGCGCGGCGGCGGCGGCGGCGGCGCCGACGCCUCCGGCGAGAUCGGGGGAUUCGCGGACGGCGACGGCGCGCCCGUGGGCCCGCCGUUCCUCACGAACAUCCUCCGCGAGGGCGAGUCCGUGGGCGACGUCGACGUGCUCGACAACGCGCCGCGAGGCGUGAGCGUGAUCGCGAUGCAGGACGGCGCGACGCUCGUGCGCGUCACGCAAGCGGCGCUGAUGACGUUUAUUAAAAGGUGCGUUCUAUACAAAAGUUUGUUUUUCACCCAUCCUUCGGUUUCAACAUUUGAUCGCGUAUCGUUUCAACUGACCGAUGAACUAUUUUUGUAUGGAAUGGCCCAAAGUCACCCGCGGACGCUCCAGACGUACCUGCAGCAGGCGGUGGCGCGGCUGUGGCGCGUCGCGCACUUCGUGUUGGUGGACUUUUUAGGGCUCCCGAGAGGCGGCGCGGGCGACGCGGUGCGGGUGGGUUCGGCCGAAGGAGACGGCGAGAGGGAUGGCGGCGAGAUCGAGCGCAAGGAGGACGUCCCCGCCGGCGCCCCCGCCGCCGGCGCCGGCGCUUCGAGACGUGCCUCUCAUCGCGCGUCCCCCGCGGCGUCGCUGCUUCGGCACCUCCCCGCGUUGGAACGCGUCUGCGCGAGGCGGACGUUCGAUCCCGGCGAGGCGCUCUACCACGAGGGCGACGACGCGGACGCGGUGUUCUUGCUGUUGUCCGGCGUCGCGCGCGCGGACGCGGUGCCGUGGCCCGCGGGAAACGGCGCGCGCGGCGCCGCCGUCUCCGGCCCGCGGCUCAUCGGCGGCAGCGCGUUUCUCACGCGGAGCCCGCGGCAGGAGACGCUCCGCGUCGCGACCGCGGACGAGCUCGUCGACGGAGGAAGUGGAGUUGGAAUUGGAAUCGGAAUCGUCGGAAACCGCGACGAUUCGUAUUCCGCUAUUCCGAAGGGUGACGGUUCGUCUUCGUCUUCGUCCGCGAGCGCGCCGCCGUGCGUCGUCUUGGAGAUCACGCACGCGGCGUUGGACGAGCUCCGCGCGUCGAGCGUCGAGGCGUACGUCGCCACCUUGCUCGCGACGUCGUGCGCGCUGUCGCACCUCCUGCGGGAGUUCAUAUCCCUCGGGUUGAACCGCGUGUGGCUCAGCGCGGGCGAGUGCGCGUUCGAGAGGGGCGAGGAGGCGACGUCGAUGUUCGUGCUCAUCAGCGGACGCAUUCGGUUGACGCGCGGCGGGGACGCGUCGACGGGCGCCGGCGCGUCGCGGCGAGACCCUGGCGCGCGCGAGGAGCGAGGCCGAGGGGAGACGAUCGGCGAGGCGCCGCUGCUCGGCGGCGGGCGGUACGCGUCGACGGCGAUGUGCUUGAGGGACACGGAGCUGGUGCGGAUGUCGCGGGGCGCGUUGACGUUGAUUUGCGCGCGGAAUCCGACGGCGGCGAGUCGUCUGUUGGAGGCGAUGGCGAGAAAGCUGCACGACGCGAGGCGAGGCACGUUAUCCUUCCCGCGCGCGCCGGACGUCGUCACGAUCGCGCUCGUCCCCGCGAGCGCCGGGCGCGACGACGUCGCGCUCGCGUCGCUCGCGCAGGGCUUGCGCUGGGCGCUCGAGGGCUUCGGAAAGACGCUCUGGCUGGACGAGACGGCGGCUCGCGGCGUGUUCCCCGACGACGACCGCACGAUGACGCGGCUCGCGUCCAAGUUUUACCGCUCCAAGCUCACCGCGUGGAUGGCGCAGCAAGAGGAGCGGUACCGGUUCAUAGUACUCCAGACCGACGCGAGCGCGUCGCCGUGGUCGCAGGUGUGCGUGUCUCAGGCGGACAGAGUCAUCGUCGUCGCGCACGCGGACGCGGCGGACGCGACGCCGCGACCGCACGAGGAAAAGUUGCUGUGGCGACGGCGACGCGGCGCGACGACGGAGCUCGUCCUCGUCCACGCCCCAGGGUGCGCGCCGCGCGACUCGAAGCGAUGGCGCGCGUGCCGUCCGUCCGUCGCGCGGCAUCAUCCGCUUCGCGUCGACGAGGAGGAGGACCUCUCGCGGUUGGCUCGGCACGUCGCCGGGCACGCCGUCGGCGUCGUCUUGACGGGCGGCGGCGGCCACGGCCUCGCGCACCUCGGCGCGCUGCGCGCUUUGGAGGACGCGGGCGUCCCCGUCGACGUCGUGGGCGGGACGUCGCAGGGCGCGCUCGUGGCGGCGCUGUACGCCGCGCACGCGUCCACGUCGCACAUGCUGCCUCAGGCGCGUUCUAUCUCACACUGGUCUCCAUACGACCGCGUCGGCGUGGUGAAGGAUCUCGUGGGCGCGUUGUCGUCGCCGCGGCGUCUGAUCACGGAUCUGACGUUGCCGGUGUUGUCGCUCUUCAGCGGGAAGAGCGUGGACGCUAUUCUGAAGACGGCGCUCGGGGAACACGGCGACAUCGAAGACCUGUGGCUGGCGUUCUUCUGCUGCAGCACGAACCUCACGCGCGGCGAGCUGUCCACGCACGUCCGCGGAACGACGUGGAAGUGCGUCCGCGCGUCGAUGACCGUGUUGGGAUUACUCCCGCCCGUGGUCUCGGAAGACGGCGACUUUCUCGUGGACGGCGGCUACCUCAACUCCAUACCCGUGGACGUCAUGCGCGAGAAGAUGGGCGUCGAGACCGUCAUCGUCGUCGACGUGGACGACGACGAUUACCUCGCGUUUCGAAACCUGACCCCGCACGACGGCGGCCUCGGCGGGUGGAGGCUCCUGUGGGAGCGCGUCAACCCGUUCACCGCGGAGUGGCUCUCUCGGUCGUGGCUUUGGCGGCCGUGGAGCGCGACCCCCGACCGCGGCCCUCUUGCGCCGACCGCAACGCGCGCGCGCCCGCCGUCGUACGCCUCGCUGCUGAACGCGCUCAUGCGCGCGACGUCCAAUCGCGCGCUCGCGUCCGCGUCCAAGGAUCACGAGAUCAAUCUCUACCUCCGCCCUCCCGGCGUCGCGAGCGGGUGGAUCGCGCCGAUGCACGCGGCGCGCGUCGACGCGCUCGUGCGACGCGCGCAUCGACACGCGAGCGGCGCCAUCGCGGACUGGCAGCGAGCCGCGCGCGAGGAGAGCACGGUCCGCGCGCGGUCGGCGGCGGCGGAGGCGGCGAGGAGGGAGGCGCGCGCGCGGAGCGGGGGACGGCAUCGAUUGGGCGCGGGCGCGGCGGCCUCCGCGACGUUUGCGGCGGGCGCGGCCGGCGCGGCGACGCCGCCGCCCGAGACGGCGGCGGCGGAAAUGGCGUCGGAAAUGGCGACGACGACGGCGGAGGUGGCGAAGCCCGUCGUCGCGAAGAGACCGAGCGGAGUCUCCGCGGGACACGCGAAGAAGCCGAGCGUGACGCUGCCGUCCGCGCUGACGGGCGCGUUCGGCGCGCCGCCGCCGCCCGCGACGUCGGAGCAGACGAGCUGGAGCCUCCCGUCGUCGCCGUUCGCGACGACGACGACGACGACGACGCCGCCGCCGACGACGACGACGAACGCGGAGAAGAAGGCGACGACCGCGGAGUGCGCGAAGCGAAGCGCGUCGACGGAGAGCUUCGUCACCGCCUCCGCCGGCGGCGGCGGAUCGACGAGCGCGUCGUCGUUCGCGUCCGUCGGCGGCGCGGGGGGGGGCGGUGACGAGUCCGCGUCCGCGUCCGCGUCGGGCGGGUCGCUCACCCCCGACGACGACGACGGCAACGCGCGGCGGGCGCUCGACGGCAGCGCGCUGAUGGCGCUGAGGUCGUCGCUGUACGGCGGACGCCGGUCGCCGCCGCCGCCGCCGCCGCCGCCGCCGCCGCCGCCGAGGGAAAAUUUGAGCGCGUCGACGCCGCGGCGGCCGAGUCACCGACGGAGUCUCUCCGCGGACGGCGACGCGAUUCGCGCGGCGAUCUCGGCGCGCGGUGCGGGACACGGCUACGGCGUCUGGAUCGGCGCGCGCGUCGGCGCGUCGAGGGAGCGCUCGAGGGGAGCGGCGGCGACGGGCGGCGGCGGAGAGGCGGCGGCGGCGGCGGCGGCGGCGGCGGACGCGGACGCGGGCCCGGGUUCGGCCGCCGCGUCGGUCGGCGCGCCGCUCCGGGCGAAGCGGAUCGGCGCGGUCGGCGAGGACCGGCGACGGUCGUUCAGCGACACGGACUUGGUGUCGUCGUUCGGCAGCGCGGACGCCGCCGCGGACGCCGCGGGGUGA